This is a messenger RNA of Micropterus salmoides (largemouth bass), 921 nucleotides long. Its product is annotated as olfactory receptor 5B17-like. Gene Ontology annotation, biological process: G protein-coupled receptor signaling pathway. The record is from RefSeq and is a predicted model, not a curated record. The transcript is spliced from 2 exons. NCBI's taxonomy places the organism in Eukaryota, Metazoa, Chordata, Actinopteri, Centrarchiformes, Centrarchidae. Gene Ontology annotation, molecular function: olfactory receptor activity. Gene Ontology annotation, cellular component: membrane. The coding region runs from base 1 to 921 and encodes 306 amino acids.
AUGGAAAACCAGACUUUCAGUGGGGAUAUUCUAAUCCUGGAGGGGUUAAUGGUCAGCCCCGACUCCUCCAUUCCUGCAUUUGUCUUCCUCCUCCUCAUCUACAUCUUCAUUAUGGUGUCCAACAUCGGCCUGGUUAUCCUGACCUUCAUGGAGAGGAGCCUCCAGCAGCCCAUGUAUCUGCUGCUCUGCAACAUGAGCAUUAAUGAUGUUUUGGGGGCCACGGUAGUUAUACCUCCUGUACUCAGAGAUCUUUUAAUGUCAAACUCAGAGCGGUACAUUCGAUACAGUGACUGUGCCAUUCAGGCCUUUUUUGUUCACCUCUAUGCAGGUGCCUCUCACACUGUGCUCAUGAUCAUGGCCUUUGAUCGCUACAUGGCCAUCUGCAACCCUCUGCGUUAUGCCACCAUCAUGACCACCAGGAUGGUGGUGAUGCUGUCGGUGUGGGCCUGGGGAGCAGCCUUUGUGCUGGUAGCGAUCCUCAUAGGCCUCAGCGUCCGUCUGUCACGCUGCAGGUCAGUUAUAUUGAACUUGUUCUGCGAUAAUGCCACCUUGUUCAAGUUGUCCUGUGAAAAUGUGUUCAUUAAUAACAUCUAUGGUCUCGGCUACACGGUGCUUCUGCUGGGCUCCUCCAUUGGCACCGUUUCUCUGACCUACCUGAAAAUUGCUGCAGUGUGUGUGCGCAGUAAAAACAGGGUGCUGAACAGCAAAGCGCUGCAGACCUGCACCACCCACCUAGCUGUGUACAUCAUUUUGCAUGUGUCUGGCUUCAUCAUUGUGAUCCUGCACCGUUUACCAGAUAGUUUCCUGACUGAGAAGAGGACAUUGGCAGUUGUCCUUGGACAUGUUGCCUUGCCUGCCCUGAAUGCUGUUAUCUAUGGGUUGCAAAUGAAAGAGAUGAGGAGAUUUUUAACAAUAUGUUGA